Molecule: messenger RNA, 1939 nt
Organism: Mesoplodon densirostris (Blainville's beaked whale)
Lineage: Eukaryota; Metazoa; Chordata; Mammalia; Artiodactyla; Ziphiidae
Product: asparagine synthetase domain-containing protein 1-like
Exons: 1
Coding region: 1-1932 (643 amino acids)
Molecular function (GO): asparagine synthase (glutamine-hydrolyzing) activity
Source: RefSeq, a predicted model, not a curated record
AUGUGUGGCAUUUGUUGUGCAGUAAGCUUUUCUGUUGAGCAUUUCAACAAAGAUUUGAAAGAGGAUUUACUGUGUAAUCUUAAACGGCGGGGACCCAACAGUAGUAAACAGUUGUUAAAGUCUAAUGUUAACUACCAGUGUUUAUUUUCUGGUCAUGUCCUUCACUUAAGAGGUGUGUUGACUGCCCAGCCUGUUGAAGAUGAAAGAGGCAAUGUAUUCCUGUGGAAUGGAGAAGUCUUUAGUGGAAUAAAGGUUGAAGCUGAAGAGAAUGAUACCCAAAUAAUGUUUAAUUAUCUUUCCUCUUGUAAGAAUGAAUCUGAUAUUUUGUCACUCUUCUCAGAAGUCCAAGGUCCUUGGUCUUUUAUAUAUUAUCAAGCAUCUAGUCAUUCUUUGUGGUUUGGUAGGGAUUUUUUUGGUCGUCGUAGCUUGCUUUGGCAUUUUAGUAGUUUGGGCAAGAGUUUCUGCCUCUCUUCGAUUGGCGCCCAAACAUCUGGAGUGGCCAAUCAGUGGCAAGAAGUUCCAGCAUCUGGAAUUUUCAGAAUUGAUCUCAAGUCUGCUUCCAUUUCCAAAGCUGUUGUUUUAAAAUGGUAUCCUUGGAAAUACAACUCUAGGGAGGAUGUUAUCAAAGAAUGUGUUAAUAGCCUAACUCAAAUUUCAGCAGAUUUGCCAACAUUUGUAUCAGUGGCAGCAAAUGAAGCCAAACUGAAUCUGAAAGAACCUGUUGUCCCUUUAAAUAUGAUUUUGCCAGAAGCCGCAUUUGAGAUCCAUUGCAGUAGCAUUUCCAGCAUCCCACCGUCAAGAGAGACCCUUCAGGUCUUUCUUACUGAUGGACACAUGAAGGAAGUAGUCCAGCAGUUCAUUGAUGUCCUGAGUAUCGCAGUCAAGAGACGUGUCUUGUGUUUACCUAGGGCUGAAAACCUGACACAAAGUGAAGUUUUGAAUACUAGUAACAGGAAAGCAAAUGUUGCAAUCCUAUUUUCUGGGGGAAUUGAUUCCAUGGUUAUCACAGCACUUGCUGACCGUCAUAUUCCUUUAGAUGAACCAAUUGAUCUUCUUAAUGUGGCUUUCAUGACUAAAGAAAAGACCAUACCAGCUGGUUUUAACAAAAAAGGGAGAAAAGAGAAAAAUAAUUGUGAAAAACGCUCUGAAGAAUCCUCUAAAAAUGUCACUGCUGCUGCUGCCACUAAUCCUGGUGAACAAUUCAAUGUACCAGAUCGAAUCACAGGAAGAGCAGGGCUAAAGGAACUACAAGCUGCCAACCCUUCCCGGAUUUGGAAUUUUGUGGAAAUUAAUGUUUCUCUGGAAGAACUGCAAAGAUUAAGACGAACUCGAAUAUCCCACUUAAUUCAGCCCUUGGAUACAGUGUUGGAUGACAGCAUUGGCUGUGCAGUCUGGUUUGCUUCUGGAGGAGCUGGUUGGUUAGUGACCCAAGAUGAAGCAAAACCAUACCAGAGUAGUGCAAAGGUAGUUCUUACUGGAAUUGGUGCAGAUGAGCAGCUCGCAGGUUAUUCUCGUGAUCGUGUCCGCUUCCAGACACACGGGCUGGAAGGACUGAAUAAGGAAAUCGCGAUGGAACUGGGUCGAAUUUCUUCUAGAAAUCUUGGUCGUGAUGACAGAGUUAUUGGUGAUCAUGGAAAAGAAGCAAGAUUUCCUUUCCGGGAUGAAAAUGUUGUCUCCUUUCUAAAUUCCCUACCGGUUUGGGAAAAGGCAAACUUGACUUUAUCCCGUGGAAUUGGUGAAAAACUAAUUUUGCGUCUUGCGGCAGUGGAACUUGGUCUAACAACCUCUGCUCUUCUGCCGAAACGGGCCAUGCAAUUUGGAUCCAGAAUUGCAAAAAUGGAAAAGAAUAAUGAAAAGGCGUCUGAUAAAUGUGGAAGGCUCCAAGUCAUUUCCUUAGAAAACCUUUCUAUUGAAAAAGAGAUUAAAACGUAAUAUUUCA